GUAUUAGUGUCAACUUUACAAGAGAGAAAGAGGUACCCAACAGGUUGAGUGGGGGAGGGAACCGGAAGUGGGUUCGGACAGCGUGGUGUAUGUCAAUCUUGCUGGUUGCGAACUUCGGUGGGAAUUUGUUUACAUCGAGCAGUGGGGGACUUCAACGAGAUUCGGCACAUUUCGAGUGAUGAAGACAGCGUAAUACAAGCAUCAGGAUGCCUCUCGUGAUCAACGGGGCCGUGGUAGACCAGCUCCCGCCCGACACACGUACGCUGUUCGAAACGUACCCGCACUUCAAGGAAAUUGCGGCAGGUCUGAUUUCCCAAGUGCCCAAGGUCAUUGGCCCACUGGGACUGCUGUACAUCCACCAGCGCGAAUUUGCAGUGACUGUGCCACAGGACAAAAAUAUCAGCGUCCUUGGAACAGAUGAAGCCACUACGUGCAUCAUGGCUAUCGUCCGGCACACAGGUUCCGGGGCUGUGUCGCUAGCACACUUCGAUGGCUCGGGCCUUGAGCAAGGUGUGGCGUCUACGGUGCGGAGAGUGCAGGAGCUCUCGCUUCCCAUUCCAGAAGGAAGGUUUGAGGUCUACCUUGUUGGCGGCUUCCUGGACCGUCGGGGUUACUCGGAAAGCCUGGCCAAUCAGAUUCUCUAUGCCUUGCACAAGCAGCCUGUCAACCUCCACUUGGUGACUGCCUGUGUUUGUGAGCUGAACAACGUUCUUCGCGGGAAUCUCAACUGGCCAACCAUCUAUGGCAUCGGUGUCAAUAUCAAGAGCGGUGAGAUAUUUCCAGCCACAUUCCCCGACAAAGGUCCCGAGCUUCCCCUUCGUUCGGCGAGACACUUCACUGGCUGCCAUGAGAUGUGCGACAUCUAUGACUGCUCAUUAGGAAUGAUGCGCAUCGGCCCCUUCAACUAUGAGCCAAUGCGAGGAGUCGACCUGUGGCUGUCACAGAAUGACGACUUCAUUCUGCAGCACUUGUCAACGUCGCCCGAGGUGGAGUCGCCCAUGUUCGUGAUGCAAGUGCGGGCUGCCCUGAAGUACAUCCAGCAGCACCCGUUCCCGGGCGUCACCGUGUUCCCUGACAAUCGGCCACACUACUUCCGCAAGGACGAGGGUGGUGCCUGGAUCCCAUUCUGCUAUUGAACCGCAUUUCGGCACAGUGUCGGCUGUUGUAGAAAUUGCAGCUCACUUUUUACAUGCACUGUCGCCCGAGAUGUUGCUGCGACGUCUUUUUCCAAUGUCGCAAGCGCCGAUUAGUAUUAUGGUGGAAUGGUUCGUGCUUCCUUGACCGAGUGCGGUUGGCCCAGAGAGAUUUUGCUUCCAGUGUUCAAGUUUUAAAAGUGGUGUUGGGGUGAGAGUGGUUGCCAACUGAGAGUUCCGGAUUCAAAUACUCCGUUUCGAAUGGUGGAAGUUCAUGCCAUGAAUCUCUUGUUAGUUGUGCUGCAUCGAUGGUGUGACUGUCAGAGUAGCAUUUUAGACUGGACACAAGCUAUUAAACCCAGGAAUCUCUGUUCUCUGUUGUUCCAAGAAGUUUGGCUCUGCUUGUUGAGAGCCCAAAAGAUUUAAUAGCGUUUCCCGCAAAGGAGGGUUAGUGAGUGCAAUGAGCUGCGGUGUGCUUAGUUUUUUAAUCACGUGUACACAUUGGCUGAAGGUUAUGUGAAAGCCCAGUAUGCGGAAACUGCAUUACUUGCAUGACCAUGUCUUGCCGUCAGACGGCGGUGGUGGCGCAGUUAUAGUGGCCCCAGUGGAAAAUGCUGUAAUUUCGUCAGAAGUGGCUAACGCUUCUGCAUGGUUCCGUGGGGAAGGCUAACCUCGGCAAUGGUGACGGUGUUGCCGGUGUCCCGGUGGGUGGUGCCAUAUUUACAUGAGAGAGAGAGAACAAAAUGGCUGCCUCUUUCAAAAUUGCAAGUUGGAAAGUGAGUCAAGUCGUAUGCGACGCAGCUUAUGAAUGUAGUUACGGUUGGCGAUCUUGUUGUUAACCUGUACAUGUGUGAGGUUAUGUAAACACUGAAGCCAGUUUAUUUGGGCUAGUGGUUUAAAUUUGAGUACAAUGCCAUGUCUGUGUACUGCAGUGUUAAGGUGCAGUAUUUUUUAAAAGCACACUGUAAGAGCAUUUCUAGCCCUCAAAUCUAAGUGUUUGUUCCUUGAGGUCUUGAUUGUUUGGUUUUCAUUGAGCAGCUAAUUGUUGUGCGCUUCAUGUACUGCACAUUAGAGCGUAAACCUCUUCUUUUUUUGGCUCUGGAAUGGUUGCUGUUCACAUCACAUUUUGAAUGUCGUGUCAAUUAGAUGUUAUCAUUCCAUAAUAAGCUUAUGUACUUGUGAUUUGAUGCUUCUCAAGCCACGGGCAGACAGGUUGUUAAUGAAAGUAGUAUGCAACUCGCACCAAGACAUGCAGUGAAGCAUGCCCUCUGUAGCAGUGUUCACUUUCCAGGGACAAAGCACCUUCACAACUGAGACAUGAGCCAGCGCGAAUUUAAAUUAUGUUUGAGUAUUCGUGGUGUCUGAGCUAUGUAUUUUUGCUAGUAGGUAGCUGGCAUGAUUGACCUUGUUCAUAUGACUUGAGCGUACGGGAGCUUGAGGCCACAAGUUCAAAUCCCGACCACAAAGGCCACAUUAUGAUGGGGUCUGAUGCAAUACUGUUGAUGCACUACCCCUACAGUUAGUUUUGUGGGCACGGGAUCAAAGAGGAAACCUUUUUUUCUUCAAACCAGCGCAUCCACCUUCAAGUUUGAAAAGUGCAGUAGAUAUUUCCCUGCAACCUCCUACAUUGUUCACAUAAAUUUCGGCCUGUGGGGCAAAGUUGCUAGUAAAUGCAACUUUUUCACGGAUUCCAUGCUCUUGAAAAUUUUACAGCCAACUGUACCUAGAUUUAGUUGCAUGUUAUAGAAGUCGAGGCAGUAAAAAUUAAAUCAUAGCUCUCCGCUACGGUGUCUCUUGUAGCCUGCCGCCUUUCCUUGGGUAGGUUGAACCAAACAAUUAGGGUACGGUAUUUGUGUGUUUUUGUUUCAAUAGGUAAUAUGCGAAAUCCCAUAUGCAAGCUUUCCCACACACAUAGUUUGACCUAAUUACGAUGGCGGACAUCGGUUUAUAAUUGUAAGGUUCUUUUUGCGACUUCCAUCAUAUCUGUACUUGCAUGUAUCGUCUUCAUUUCCAUCGGCAGUUUCUUUCUGUGUUUAACAGGCAUCUGAAGUACCAACUCGCAUAGUUGUUGGUGUGACUCCUUUUGUGUUGCCUUAGUUAAUAGGGGGUGUACUGGAGACAUACUGUAAAGUAUAGAUGUGUGCGCUAGUGCUGGCAAUGCCACCUUGUAGAGCUCCACUUUUAAAGCGCAGCUUUUAGGCGCCCAUUCCUGUGGCGAGCGUUGGCAUAACCGAGCGAACGAGCACAGUGAAAGAUGAGCGCAAACGCGGAGCGCAGCGAGGGAUGAAAAGAAAACGACGGGAGUGAAGAGAGUGCGAUGAGGAUGCAGCGGAACCAUGAGGCAGAAAGCGGAGGAAGGUGUGGCGAAAGCGUAAGAAGAAAAGCGUAGUGCUGUGCACGAGGGUCCUUGGGCGGUGGCCAUGAAAUGGCGCCAGAGUAGUGUGCGUCGUCUGUAUGGAAACAAAGCGUUGCAUGUGCGGAGGUUGUCUGCGGCGGUUGCUCUGAAUCGCACCCACGCGUCGCCCACAUGCUUCCUCUUGUGAUCUGCCAAUUAGCAAGGCCAUAGCGCCACACUUUGCUCCUUUUGCAACGUGCCGCAUGAGACAGAUCGUCCGCGCCAGCCAACAUGUCGUGAAAUGAAAGCAUGUAUACAGGUGCGCUCAAAUUUCACAUUAGGGAGUAUUGUAAUCGUCGCUGAAUGUUUAAUUAGGGUUGCACAGAACUUUCACCUCAGUGACCUAACUAUAUUUCAUUUAUGUGCUGGGGUGAAUGUAUUAGCAGCAACAUAAUAAUCAUAAAGGCAUUUUUUACCCUUGCUCUUUCCAAAGAAAACAUUAAAGCGAUGCACUUAAGCUUUUAGCAUAUUAAACCUGUAAUGCUCAAAAACCGUUCCACAUUGUGGAACAAAUUGUUGACAUUUAUUUCUGAUCAUAGGGUAGACUUGUAGAAAACCAAGAAAAUGCUUUGUCACUUAUCACUGAAUUACUGUACUAAUUAAUUAGUAAUUAAUUUGUUAAGCUAGCCACAGCGGUAAGUUCAAUCCACAUACAAAAAAACCGCAGCUGUGAGCUUCGCAUUAAGUUUCCUGUGCUUCAUUCGGCAUUUUGACGCAUCAAACUCGGUGUAAUGUAUAUGAUACAUUGGGUAUUACAGGGUGAAGGUGGACAUGGUGCUGUUGCCACCAGUACUUCUGUUCCUCAGGUGCAUCGUCUGCUCUUGCAGCAUAGCUCUACAGUAGGGACGUCUCCAUUUGCUCUUAAGCCUCUCCCUGGUUUCAUGAGCUGCAAUGUAUUGGUGUUUUUAUAUUUACGCUUACCAAAUCUCUUUUCUGUGGCCUGUCUGCAUCCAAACGUGGCAAAGUAUCAUGUUCACUCAUGACCAUUCCCAUUUUUCAGCGCAAUUCGGUGUCGUGCUUCUGUUUUCUGAAUGAUUCUUUUUCUCAUGACUUUAUAGAGUCAUGAAAAUCUUCCAUUACAAGUGGAUCAUGUUAGUUUUUUUUUAAACUUUAUUGUUGCACAUACUUGUAGUGUGGCUUAUGCUCAGUCAACUUUCUUUUUUUGUGGUGGAAGUGACGUGUUGGUGGGUCGUUAUGUCUUAUAUAGUUGUACUGCUCAUUUUCAUCUGGAAUGGUGGGUUUAUUAGUGCUUCUGUGUGAAACAGUAUUUUGCCUCAGUGUCCUCUUGCAUCUUUCUUAUGAAAUGAACAGUUUGUACACUUCCCAGUGAAUUACUUGACUGAAACCUGUAACAAGCACUGUAGUGGUCUAAUAUUUUUGUAUGCCAAGUCGUUAACUGUGAACUGAUCAUUUCUUUCAUUGCAUAUCCUUAGCUUCCCAAAUUUAACAAUGGCCAGCUAGCUAGGUGUUCUGCAUCUUGUACGUUUAUAAGUUUUAUAACUUGAGCAACUCUUCUGCUAGUAUUUACACAAAAUAAUUAACCAUCAAUUUGAAGCAGCAGUACCCGCGGUUUGACCCAGUUUGCAUUAUACAUCUAUAUUUGUUGUGUUCAGGCAUGUAAGACACCUGUGACUAUUCUCGCAUUGUAUUGAUUUUGAGAGUGAUCAUCGCCAUAAUUAUGACAUGACCGAGCAGGUCUGAUGAUGUAAUGUCGGCACUUUCUGCUGGCGCUUACGCUCAACGAUGUCAACAUUUACACGUUGUUGUACAUGAACUUUAAAUGUCAUGUUACUAUGCACUGGAGCUGCUACGUUACAUACUUGCCAUUGCUGUUACGCUUUAAACAUUCACCUCAUAUAUGUGCCUUAGCUGUGGCAAAUUAUGUUAUACUUGUAAUGUAGCACACAUUAAGGGAAGUGGCCUUCUAUAAUUGUUUAUCUUUUUUAGUCUUGUAUAUUUAGAUGAGUUCCACGGAGCUCGAUUGAAGCCGGUGGGUUUGUUGUGGCCUGCUUUCGUUUUCACUCUCAUCUGUGUUGGUGCUCUUUGGUGCAAUGAUGGAAUCACGUGCAAGAUGUUAGUAUAACAUUACCUUUUUUUUUACACAAUAAAGUUCCUUUACAUUUUUCUGA
This is a messenger RNA of Dermacentor silvarum, 5657 nucleotides long. RefSeq names its product protein N-terminal asparagine amidohydrolase (gene Ntan1). NCBI's taxonomy places the organism in Eukaryota, Metazoa, Arthropoda, Arachnida, Ixodida, Ixodidae. Gene Ontology annotation, cellular component: nucleus. The transcript is spliced from 11 exons. Gene Ontology annotation, molecular function: protein-N-terminal asparagine amidohydrolase activity. The coding region runs from base 207 to 1136 and encodes 309 amino acids. The record is from RefSeq and is a predicted model, not a curated record. Gene Ontology annotation, biological process: ubiquitin-dependent protein catabolic process.